UGAUAGAUUGGUACAAGACCUAAGGCAAGUUGGAUAUGUUCCUGGGGUAUGAUGGAUGAAUAUGAUUCUGUUACAUUACUAUGCACAGCUGAAAUGAUACUUAUAGUUCAAGAAAUGAAUACCAUAAUGUAGUCAUGCAGAAUGCUGGUUUACUAUAUGUAAAGAAAUUGUCAUAUUCAUCGCCGCAUUUCACUGGUAUUGCAAAACAAAUGUUGUGUUCAGGGGCCAUGGUUGAAUGCCAGAACCUAUGCUAACAGUACAAGCCAUAGAAAGGGUACAUUUUGCAAAGAGAAUUGUCCUCAAUAAACAAUAUUUCUGGAUCUGCCAUUGUCCAUGAAACCCUGAAUACAUGAAUUCAAAAUGCCCUAAUUGCAUCGAAUCCAAGACACUGCUUCAUGUCUUUUCUGAUUGCUCCUCUCUUGUACAGAUAAUAUGGCAUCCUUAUCAACUCAACCCUGAUGCCCCUAAAGAAGGUAUCGACAAGAGGGAGUUUUACACAAGCAAAUUUGGAUCCCAAUCGAAUCGGAUGGAAGCUCGGAUGUUAGAGGUCUUCAGAACGGUCGGUCUCGAAUAUAGUUUAUCCGGACGCACGGGAAACACCAUGGACAGCCACAGGCUUAUAUAUUUUUCUAGACAGCAAGAUCUUGAUAAGCAACAUAAUCUAGUUGAAGAACUUGGCCUUGGUUAUUUCACUCAAGGAAAAUACAUUGGUGACCAGAAGUUUCUUGUGGAAGCUGCUGCCAAGGUUGGUAUAGAAGGGGCAGAAGAGUUUCUUAAGAACCCUAACAAUGGGCUGAAGGAGGUGGAGGAUGAGCUUAAAACAUGCCCAGGAAACGUCUCAGGGGUUCCAUAUUAUGUGAUUAAUGGAAAUCAGAAGUUCAGUGGUGCACAGCCCCCUGAGGUCUUCUUGAGAGCUUUCCAAGUUGCUACAAGUUGAUUUUUACCUCCUCAAAGUUUAUGAUUCUACUAUUGUCUUUAAUUACAAUGAUAUAAUUUGGAAAUAAGAAGCUAGUGUCAUAUAGUAUUGUAUUAGUAUAUUAAGAUGUAAGCCAAUUUGAAAGUCUUAUACAUUGUUUAUCCCCAACGAUAAAUUGAAUGACUUUGCUAUUUAACUUAUAAUAACAAGUGUUGUUAAAUAGUAGCUAUAGUGCUACUAUAUGGCGUAGCCAAAUUUGAAAAAA
Cicer arietinum (chickpea) is the source of this 1181-nucleotide messenger RNA. RefSeq lists its product as uncharacterized. The record is from RefSeq and is a predicted model, not a curated record. Gene Ontology annotation, molecular function: oxidoreductase activity. NCBI's taxonomy places the organism in Eukaryota, Viridiplantae, Streptophyta, Magnoliopsida, Fabales, Fabaceae.